UUUCGUUUUUAUUUGGAGCUGCAAACAAUCGCAGAUAGCAGAGAAGUGGGACACAGAUGGAGGGAAACCUCAACAAAACUCCAGAAUCUCAAGUAAACUCCAGGGAAACUGAAGAUGUUGCAACCAAAAGACCACGRCAGAGAAAUGAGCAACAGGCUUCAGAGAAUCCCAGCAGGAAGUUUUAUGAUAAAAGGAGGAGAAGGAGAAACCGGAGGAGGAAGAAGACUGUCUCAGAAGGUGAAAUCACGGAAACGGUGGAGAAAGAGGUUGUGGAGACGACAAGCAGCCAAACUCAGGGAGAUUUGWUUUUAGAGGAACAGCACCUGCAGGCUAGAGAUGGCUCAAAUGAUCAACACCAGAACGAUUCAAAGACGGUGGAAGCUCAGACUCUAACAAGAAAACACGAAGGUAAAAACCAGUUCACACAGACUGUGGUUGUUUCUCUGAAACAUCAGCACACACAGACUGACAUGACGACACAAAKAAUCACAAGUGAUAAAGAGAUUCAGACAGACUCAGGCGGUCCUGCUGAGACACAACAGAAACAAGAUGAACCUGAACAUAAAGCUGCUGCUCAUGUAAAGAUCAAUGAAAGUCCAGUCAAAGAUGGAGCGUCAUCGGGGUCCAAACCUGAAGAGGAGACUAAGCUGUCUGCAUGUGGGGCCGCUGAUGCAGCAACGUUUCAACCCGAAAAAGACCCCACACCCAAGUCGUAUGCCAAAGCCAUGUCUGGAGAAGGAGGAGGUGAUAAAAAGCCCAGACCAGCUGAUAAAUCAUCUCAAAGCGCUCGCGAUCGAAGCCCCGUCAGACCGCCACCCGGCGUGCCCACCUUCACCUUCCACAUCUACGCCGUGCUGGACAAAAAGUUUAGAUUCAACCAGGAACACGACAAGCUUGUGCUGUUAUCUGAUGRAAGAUAUGUACCGUUUGAAAUUACAUAUUUUCUUGGACUAAAUCAGGUGGGAUACCUGAUUGAAGCAAGUUUUUCCAUUGAGGAACACGUCUUGAAUCGAGGUGAUAAGCUGAUUUACUCUUAUGCUGUAAAGCAAAGAAWCAAAGAAAUUUCGGAAACGGCGACAAGAUAUCUUGAAAUCCCAUGGAAUCCAAACAUUAAAGAGCUUCACCUUUACGAAGGAUUCAUCUGUCGUCAAGACAAGAGUAUUUUUAAAUCCAGCCUUCACAUGGUUGGUCUGGGCAGAUCAAAAGGCGUGGAGAUUUCAGACGCCUGGCAGACUGCAGCGGCGGUUCUGCUGAACAGAAUCUUCCAGAAGUGGACUCCAUCAGACAAACAGAGCACUGAGAGCAUUUGUCACAACUUGAUGAGUUUUACACAGAGCCUCAGUUCAGCACCUUAUAGGAUGGCUUACUCAGACAACUCCCAGCCUCCCGUGGUCAAGGCAUCGGAGCUGAUUUCAGAGACUUUGGUUCAAAUCUUGAAAGGAGAACCAAAGGAGAAAGUCCCAGGCGUUUGCAGGAACACCAGUCCUCUUGUUCUGUGUCUGUCUGUCUUUCGGGUCACCAGGUUCUGUAAAGUCGACCUCGGAGUUAAAGGCUGGGCCGAGCUGUGUGUCCUGAUUUCCUCAAACACCGCGAUGGACAACAAAAACCUGGAGGAGUUGUCCGCUUCCAUUGACAUCUCACAAUACACCGUGUUGGGUCUGAUGAACCUCUGUGUCCAGUCUUCUGUGGUGGAGCUCGUUCUGCUCGUCCCUCUGCUCUUCAGGCUUAGGCACCCUGGAGCCGAUGCCACCAAACUGGGUCCGACUGUCGAAGAGGAAAACUGGUCCGGGCUUGACCAAGUCAACUUCAUCAGAUUCAGAGAAAACCUGCACUUCCAAACGGACAAAAGAAGGAGGAUUCUCUCAUUGAUCCAGGAGCAUUURUCAGCAGCUGCAGAGAUGCCUCUGCUCCUGCAGGGCUGGUUGACUCUGAUCCCGUCGGUUGAUCUCGCUGAAUUUUCAGAUCUGACAGCAGCGACUUCAGAACACCUGAUCCAGAGUUUGAUGUUCAGACUCCGAAAAUAUGCAGAAAAAACAGAUCUAAACAAAAAUGAGGAAAGCAUAAAGUUUGCUCAUAAAUCUUUGAGACACAUCCUGCUGAAGGUGGAUGGAGACAAGGACAGCUAA
Austrofundulus limnaeus is the source of this 2126-nucleotide messenger RNA. RefSeq lists its product as uncharacterized. Gene Ontology annotation, cellular component: membrane; cytosol; nucleolus. NCBI's taxonomy places the organism in Eukaryota, Metazoa, Chordata, Actinopteri, Cyprinodontiformes, Rivulidae. The coding region runs from base 57 to 2126 and encodes 689 amino acids. Gene Ontology annotation, molecular function: ATP hydrolysis activity; ubiquitin-protein transferase activity. Gene Ontology annotation, biological process: ubiquitin-dependent protein catabolic process; negative regulation of non-canonical Wnt signaling pathway; sprouting angiogenesis. The transcript has 11 exons. The record is from RefSeq and is a predicted model, not a curated record.